This is a messenger RNA of Branchiostoma floridae (Florida lancelet), 2595 nucleotides long. RefSeq lists its product as uncharacterized. The transcript is spliced from 3 exons. The record is from RefSeq and is a predicted model, not a curated record. NCBI's taxonomy places the organism in Eukaryota, Metazoa, Chordata, Leptocardii, Amphioxiformes, Branchiostomatidae. Bases 204 to 2219 code for a protein of 671 amino acids. Gene Ontology annotation, molecular function: protein binding.
CCGAAAUACUGCUAGCGCUUAUUCAUUCAGCCUGGCCAUUGAUCUGUGCACACAAUCAACAGAAGAAAGUAAUGCCGGAAAUACCAAGGACGCCAUAUAACGUCCCUGGACGUACCAAUCAGAUAUAUCACCCCGCCCCCGCACAGACGUGUUAUCGCUAGUUGUGGAGUUUGUCGGUCUGUGCGUACGUGCUGUCCAGUCGUAUGGCCAUGGAGAAAAGGACGGGGCAGUGUGUCGCCAUCCUGGUCUUGUUGGUUCUGAAGUUUUCCUCGCCCUGCCCAGAGGAGUGCUUCGUGCAGCACGAGUGGAAAUUUGUGAAAAGGAAGAGCUGCAUGUGCCCGACCCAGCGAGACAGCAGUUAUCGGAUAUCGUGCGUUUCACGUGGAAUAACGGUUACCGCUGACAGAGUUUGCAGUGCAGAAAAUCAUGGCCUGACGUGUCUGAAUGACGUACCUACUGGGUUUGACCAGUCCGUGACUGGAAUCAUGCUGAAUGAUCUGUUCAACCUCACCACCCUCACCAAACAGCACAUCCCGCAGCUACCCAACCUCAUCACAUUCGGUAUAACCGGCAGCACCAUCCAGGCUAUAGAAGCGGGUGCCUUCUCCUCCGUACCGACCAUAAUGUCAAUAGCCAUCCGGUGCAGCCGCCUCCUGAAUAUCGAUGACCAUACCUUCUACAGCCUGCCCAGUUUGGAGACAAUCUUUCUGGAUCAUAACCUCAUCAAGACAAUGUCUCCGAGGGCGGCCGUUGGCCUCCACAGCUUAAAGAAGAUGUACUUGCACGACAAUCAACUGAAGGCGGUACCUUUUGAGGCUCUGUCACUGAUCCGUCGCUGCACAACUGUGGCGCGCCUGCUGUUUAAUCUUGAGGAUAACCAAAUCAGCACGGUAUCGGGAACGGCUUGGAGGAUAAUCGUUGACUCACGGCUCACCAUUUUUCUCAAAGGCAACCCCUUAGUUUGUGACGGUAGAAUGACAUGGCUGGUCUGCAACGCCACGACUUUGGCUAGCUCGAACAUUGUUUUUGCUGGCAAUCUUCGGUGCAUGUCCCCACCUGAACUGACCGGCUACCACUUCAAAUCGCUCCACACCAAGUCACUCUGCUUAUCUUCAGAACCGACAUCCGCAUCCCGAUCUGCAAUGGCAUCCACAUCUCCAAUGGCAGAAUCUACUACGCUCCCUGAAAAGUCAUUCGGGACCACAGGUUCUGCCCUGACGCAGCUGGCGAGGAAAACAACUUUGGGUACCAUGGUCAGUACCCUUGGCCUUGUACUGGAUACGAAUCUUGCUGACGGAAAACAACCUUCAAUUGACUAUCUUUACAUACCUCUCGGACUUACUGUUACCGUUAUAGGUCUGUCAAUUGGGACGGCAGUGGCGGUUAUAAUGCACAAGAGACGUGUUUCAGGGAGAAGACAAAAUCAGGUCCUCAGACAGCACGGCGUCAUCAUCAGUUCUCAACUCAUCAGUAAUCGGAUGUACCAACACUCUGCCACAGGGGAUGUCAACGACAAGGAAGAGCCAGAAGAAACUGUGGAGGAUUUCGCAAGACACAGCGUCACCAUCAACACAUCUGAACUGAUCUCUAAUCGGCUGUACAAAUGCUCUGGAUCUGCUUUGGACAACGCCAACAAGGACACUAAAACAACAGAAGAAACUGAAGAGAACUCACAGCUGACACCUUACCUCACUGUACCUUUCGAUGCCAUCAACAACACCCUGCAUAUCGAGCCUUACAGCACCGUCAAUUUGGAGGACAUUCGUAAUGAAGAAACGGAUAAAGAUUUGCACCUGAAGCUUACAUCGGACGGUAUCCUUCCAUCGGGUGGAAACCCAGGCGCCAAAGAAAAGAAAGAAACUGAGGAAAAUUCGGCAAGACAUGGUCCCUACCGUCAACAUCACGGGGUCACCAUCGACACAUCUCGACUGAUUUCCAAUCGCCUAUACAAACCGUCUGCUAACAACAGCAUCAACAAGGACACUGUAACAACAAAAGAAACUGAGCAGAAAUCGGAGCUGAGACCUUACCUUACCGUACCUUUGGAUGCAAUUGAUAACACCCUGCAUAUCGAACCGUACAGCAGCGUCAAUUUGGACGACAUCCGCGACGAACAAAUGAAUGCGUCGGGCGGUAUCUCUCUAAUCCCAGAGGUCCAACAGCACGAUGAGAUGGAACAGCAUUCCUUCACGCCUCUAGACCAAAUUGUCGAUCCCUAAGCUGACAUUGCGCAUUGCUGCAGCAACACGUCAAAACACCAUAACAUGGGUGUCAGAGAGCACAGAUACCAGUUCAUAUACACACAGCACAACAUAGAUGAAUGCACAACUCUACAAAGAACGUAUUUGACAAUACCUAGUGCACACAGAAAAGGACAGUAUGUAUCCAGCAACCCAACCACUGUACAUGACAUCUACCUUUUGAAACGUUAGGUUGGUUUUGAUCAUAGAAGGCAGAUGAAAUGUGAUUACAAUGAGACAAAGUUUUCUUCUAUUAUUAUAACUCUUUUAAUUAAUCUACAUGUAGUCAGACUGUGUCUGGUUUUUAUAUAUUUUCCGUAUUCGCAUUUUCGUCGUCAUCUGUUGUUAUGGUUUG